Messenger RNA from Eucalyptus grandis, 1846 nucleotides. Its product is annotated as pseudouridine-5'-phosphate glycosidase. Gene Ontology annotation, molecular function: pseudouridylate synthase activity. The transcript has 14 exons. Lineage: Eukaryota; Viridiplantae; Streptophyta; Magnoliopsida; Myrtales; Myrtaceae. The record is from RefSeq and is a predicted model, not a curated record. Bases 328 to 1347 code for a protein of 339 amino acids.
CGCUUCUCGCCGUUAGAUUUCCUGAAUCGCUUCGUAGCUUGAAAUCGGACCAAAGGGGGCGAGGUCUGUGGACGACGGAUCGUCGGCGGCUCGUGCCGGACGGUUAGCCGAGGGCGGCGGAGGACGGUGGCGAGAAGUGGGGGCGGUUCGUUCGGUGGAGGCCUUUUGCGUGCCCGGCGUUCCAGGUGGUGGCCGGGUGGAGCCGCGGCGGUCGGGGCGGUGGUGCCGGCGCGGAGGGAGGAGGGGGGGUCGUAAUUGCAGAGCGGCGAGCUCGAGCAUCAACAUCAAGAUCAACUCUAUCUCUCUCUCUGUGAUUACGAUUUGGAAAUGGAGUCUUCGGCCAUGUCGAGGCUAACCAAUCUCCAGCGGCACCUGCAACCCGCCGACUCUAAGCUUCUCGAGAGUGAUGAUGUCAGUGGACUGAUGAAGAUAUCUCCAGAUGUGGCUGAGGCUUUGUCAACUGGGAAACCAGUUGUUGCUCUGGAGUCCACCGUCAUUUCUCAUGGUAUGCCUUAUCCUCAGAAUCUUGAGACUGCUAAGCAGUUGGAGGCAAUUGUCAGGGUAAAUGGAGCAAUUCCUGCAACAAUAGCCAUCUUAGAUGGUGUGCCAUGCAUAGGCCUGAGCACGGAAGACCUACAAAAGCUUGCUAAUCUUGGAGUUAGAGCUCAAAAGACGGCUCGUAGGGAUAUUGCACAUGUGGUGGCCACUAGAGGAAAUGGUGCAACAACAGUUUCUGCUACCAUGUUUUUUGCAUCCAAGGUUGGCAUUCCUAUUUUCGUUACUGGAGGAAUUGGAGGAGUGCAUCGACAUGGCGAAAACACACUGGACAUUUCGUCUGACCUUACAGAGCUUGGAAGGACUCCUGUGGCAGUUGUCUCUGCUGGUGUAAAAUCUAUUCUGGACAUUCCUAGGACCCUUGAGUACUUGGAAACCCAGGGAGUUUGUGUUGCUACAUAUGCCACUAAUGAGUUUCCAGCAUUCUUCACAGAGAAAAGUGGUUGCCGGGUGCCUUGUCGUGUAGAUACACCCGAAGAUUGUGCUCGACUUAUAGAUGCUAAUCAUAAGCUCCGGCUAGGAAGUGGAAUCCUUUUUGCUGUUCCAAUUCCUAAAGAACACUCAGCUUCUGGUGGGUUUAUUGAGGAUGCAGUCCAGAGAGCCAUUGGAGAAGCUAGGGCUAAGAAUGUAACAGGAAAUGCAGAAACGCCUUUCCUGCUUUCGAGAGUCAAUGAGCUGACUGGAGGAGCCUCGCUGGCAUCCAAUAUUGCAUUAUUGAAGAACAAUGCUCAAGUCGGGGCUAAGAUUGCAGCAGCUCUUGCUCAGCUCAGAGGACAUCAAAAUAGUGGAUAGGCUGAACUGAUCCCUACAGCUCUCAGCCAGAUAAAAGGAUGCCAUUUGCAGUGUUACUUCCAAAGAUCUUGGAUGACGGAUUCCAGUAGUUCUUCUGCUUGGAUCUUUUCGCCACUUAUUUUCCCUCUCUUCUGGUUGUGGAUGCAGCGUUUUCUCAAUUCUUUUCCAAAUGUAGAUAGCGCAAUCUGGGUAGGUGUCCACGAUGCUUUAGAUGAGCUGCGAAUUGGGCAGGUCAUGAUGGUAACAUGGAUCGACAGGAUUGUUUUACCGUCGUCCUUGGAAUGCAGCUUCAUCGCUCUCAGAGGAGUCGAGUGAUUCGACAUUGUUCCUUGGACUCUCGUCUUUUUACAGACACAGUGACCACCUCUAUUCCCAGCGAUCAUCCUCGGGACUUUAUAGGAACUGUUCUAUAUUUUUUCAUGAAACUAAGAAAUCCAUGUCCUUGACAUAUGCUGCUUAAUUCUUAUUGGUUCAUAAGAUUAGAUGAUGAGGCGAUAGA